AUGCUAACCUUCACUUCUUCGACAGACUCGCAGGCCGUGUCUUCGGAGAUUAAGGAUCAGAAACCCGACGUAGACAAUCAGACCUCGCUGGCGCCACCUCCGCGUCCGAAUGCGACCGGGGCCAGUGAUACCCCGGAUUACUUCAACUCCGUCCACAAUCCAUUCUCCCUGGAGCCCAAUCCAUUCGAGCAGUCCUUCGGUACGGGCUCAGGCGAGACUCCCGGCAAGUCGCUGCUGCCACCCGUCGCCUCGCUCACUUCACCUGCCAUCCCCGGUGCCAGCUCUGGUAGCGGCUACAACUGGACUAAUUCCCUGCGCUCGGGGCCUCUGAGCCCGGCUAUGCUGCCCGGCCCAACUGGUUCUAAUGACUACUUCGAUAACAUCGGUCGCGGCUUCCCGACUCCGAACGAAUCUUCUCUCCGCACCGGACUGACCCCAGGAGGCGGUGGUUCUAUGUUCCCGGCUCCCAGCCCCAACUCCCAGGCUUUACUGCAACAACUUCAAAGCGGCGGCGCGACCCCGUCCACUAUCGAGUUUCACCGCACCGCCCUGGCGGCCAAGAAGAAUAGCAACUCGAAUGCACCCACUUCCGCUGCCAAAGAGCAGGAACAACCUAACACCAUGGAUCCUAAAUCUACCCAGGCUGCUUCCGCGGACCCCUUCACUCAACACGAUGCUGCCGAUGCUGCCAACGGUCUAUUCAUGUUGGCCAAGGGCGGUCAGGCGAAUAACAUGCAGAUGAACCAGGGUAUGCAGAAUGAGACCCGUGCUGCUGCCGCCCGUCGCGUCUCACAGAACACCAACGGUACCAGCGGCCGCGAAAUGAGCGGCGACGCUUCGGACCAGGAGCUCAGCAAGCCCAAGGGCAAGGGCAAGAAGAAUAACUCCAAACCCGCCUCUAACAACCGCCGCAAGGCCGAUGAUACUGGCCGGGGUUCCAACAAGAAGGCCAAGACCAACAGCAUGAUGGAGUCGCCAUCCGACAUGGAUUCCGAGGACGAAGAGAUGAAGGGACUCGGCGGUGAUCCGAAGAAGAUGACGGAUGAAGAGAAACGACGAAACUUCCUGGAGCGAAACCGUGUCGCUGCCCUUAAGUGUCGUCAACGGAAGAAGCAGUGGUUGGCCAACCUUCAGGCUAAGGUUGAGCUAUUUACCACUGAAAAUGAUGCCCUGACCGCCACCGUGACCCAGCUCCGUGAGGAGAUUGUGAACCUCAAGACGCUCCUGCUGGCUCACAAGGACUGCCCUGUCUCUCAGGCUCAAGGACUUGGCCCCCCUAAUGAUGAACGGCAUGCAGACUGGAUUUGA
This is a messenger RNA of Penicillium maclennaniae, 1308 nucleotides long. It is a transcript of the gene atfA, whose product is annotated as bZIP transcription factor atfA. Lineage: Eukaryota; Fungi; Ascomycota; Eurotiomycetes; Eurotiales; Aspergillaceae. The record is from RefSeq and is a predicted model, not a curated record. The coding region runs from base 1 to 1308 and encodes 435 amino acids. Gene Ontology annotation, molecular function: RNA polymerase II cis-regulatory region sequence-specific DNA binding; DNA-binding transcription factor activity, RNA polymerase II-specific. Gene Ontology annotation, biological process: regulation of transcription by RNA polymerase II. The transcript is spliced from 2 exons.